Polyodon spathula (Mississippi paddlefish) is the source of this 1214-nucleotide messenger RNA. Its product is annotated as trans-Golgi network integral membrane protein TGN38-like. The transcript has 3 exons. The annotation marks the transcript as partial. The record is from RefSeq and is a predicted model, not a curated record. Gene Ontology annotation, cellular component: trans-Golgi network transport vesicle; endosome; trans-Golgi network. NCBI's taxonomy places the organism in Eukaryota, Metazoa, Chordata, Actinopteri, Acipenseriformes, Polyodontidae.
GGGGGAGAGAAGCCCGGCCCCGGGGGAGAGAAGCCCGGCCCCGGGGGAGAGAAGCCCGCCCCCGGGGGAGAGAAGCCCGGCCCCGGGGGAGAGAAGCCCGCCCCCGGGGGAGAGAAGCCCGCCCCCGGGGGAGAGAAGCCCGCCCCCGGGGGAGAGAAGCCCGCCCCCGGGGGAGAGAAGCCCGCCCCCGGGGGAGAGAAGCCCGCCCCCGAGGGAGAGAAGCCCGCCCCCGGGGAAGAGAAGCCCGCCCCCGAGGGAGAGAAGCCCGCCCCCGGAUUGGGUCCCAUGGCCCCCAGCGAUGACACAGAGAGCAGCCACUUCUUUGCGUACCUGGUGACGGCUGCAGUGCUGGUGGCGGUGCUCUACAUUGGCUACCACAACAAGAGAAAGAUCAUCGCCUACGUCCUGGAGGGUCGAAGGUCACAGGGUGCCCGUCGGCCCAAAUCCUCAGACUACCAGAGACUGGAUCAGAAGCUGUGAGGUGCCUGUGCAGCAGAAUGCAGAAGCAAGGCGAAUCUGUAAACGACUGGCAGAACGAACGCGUGAAGGACGAACGUUUUAUUUUUAUUUUUACAGCUAAAAACAUUGAACUUUAACUUCAGUUUUUCCUUUUUUUUUUUUUUUUUUUUUUUUAAAUCUAAUUUAAUUCAAUUUUUUUUGGUAAAGAAAAAAAGGUAACCUUUUUAAUAUGGGGGGGAAAAAAAAACGAAAAAAGAAUGGCUUUGUUUUAUUUUUAAUAAUGAUGAUGGUUUAUAUGAUGCUGUAUAUGUGCAGCGCGCUCCCCAGCCAGCUUGCUUCUGACAUGCGGACGCCAGUGCUGUAGGCGUGGGAUUGUUAGUGCCACAGGGGCAUCUGUAGCAGUUCGGUCUGUUCUCUUGCUGACAGCAUGGUGCUUCCUUGUGUUUUAUGUGUACAUGUGGUUGAGUUUAGGGAGUGCUUGAGACAGUGUGAUGGGUAGAGCUGAGAGACUGAGAGAGAAGCAGUGUGCUCUGUUGGUUAGAGCUGAGGGACUGGGAGGUGAGCAGUGUGGCUAAGAUGAGGGGAUGUACUGUUGGCUAAAUCUGUCAUGUGUACUAAAUUGUGCAGAAAUGCUAGCAGUGUAGCUGUUUUGUGAUGACUAGCGAAGCUUGAUGUUGUGUACGUUUUUGUAAAGGAAAGGUGGGUCUUUGGUCUUCUAGGUAGGAGAGUGGCUUUCUGACAGCCAUAGUCACCCC